This is a messenger RNA of Aphanomyces astaci, 594 nucleotides long. RefSeq lists its product as hypothetical. The record is from RefSeq and is a predicted model, not a curated record. Gene Ontology annotation, molecular function: glycosyltransferase activity. The transcript has 2 exons. Bases 1 to 594 code for a protein of 197 amino acids. NCBI's taxonomy places the organism in Eukaryota, Oomycota, Saprolegniomycetes, Saprolegniales, Verrucalvaceae.
AUGCCGGCAUCGUCGCCAUCCCCGUGGCCCACUGGAAGCAAGCAGUUGCGCAUCUUCGAAGCCCGCGGGUACGACAAGGUCAUCUACCUCGACUCGGACGCGGUCAUUCAGCGCAAUUUAGACCAUUUGUUCCAUCUGGGGGACGCCGUGCUGUGGGCGCCGCACGCUUACUACCUUCCCGAGACCUACAUGUUUGGGUCGACGUUGCUCGUGUUUUCCCCCAGUUCGAACCAAACAUUUGAAACGAUUGAACGGGCCAUGGCCACGCCGCCGCGACCCGACUACUACGACAUGGACGUCCUUAACGAUCUGUUCCGAACGACGUGCGGGUACCUUCCCAACCACUACGUCGUGCUCACGUACACGAUCGUGGACGAUGCCACAUGGUCGUUCACGUCCAAAGCCGAGCGCAUCCUCAACACUUACGUGCACCACUUCUCGCCUGGACUUGGCAUAUUCAAGCCCUGGAACACCCCGCGGUCCAUCCUGGACCACCGAGAGGCAUCGUACGAACCCUUGUUUUACGACCUCUUGGCCGAGUACUGGGACCACGAAGACGCGAUGUGUGCGUGGUUGCAAGCUGGCCACGGCUAA